AAUUCUGCCAAGGGCGUUAUAAAAGUUCCCCGAAAAUAACAAAUCAACAAGUGCCUUGACCAUCAUUCUUUUCCAUAAAAUAAUAAAAAUUUUAAUCCCGCCGUAAAAAUGUUUGCUUUAGUUGUUUAUUAACUUGGACUUUCGUUAUUGAGUACUUAUUAAGGUUCACUGUGCCAUCCAAACUUAUUGUCGUUUUUGCGAAGCACAUAACAAUGCACGCUGUUGUCGUUGUGACUGGAGGGAUUUUGACUUCCGUAUUCAUUGCUGCUCUCCUUGCGCUAUUGUUUAUAUGCAGAUAUAAACUAUGUUGCUUUAAUCUUGGUUCUAAAUUUAAGAAGAAGGAACAAAGCCCACAAGUGCAGCAGAAUGGAUUCCAUGUGAGUAGGUCUGAUAUUCAUCUAAUCAGUAGCCUAGAGAUGGAAGAUGAAGACUACAUCAUGGACAAUAUUGAUCCUGAAGAUUUAGUGAUUCACCCUGACUUGGACAAAGUUCUAGAAUCUCAUAGAUGGAAAUGGGUGGACGAUGCCCUUGGAAUUGUUCCUCAUUGCCUCCAGAUUUUAAAAGGCUGUCACUUGAUGAGUGAAAGGCUUGUGACUACAGCUAUGGCUUCUACAGAUCAACAGAGAUUUGUUGAAUUGGCAAUGGUUGCAAAAUCUGUCCUUCCAUUAGUUGACGAUGUCUUGCGUUCCAUGUGCCCACCCAUUCAACCACGCGAUGUCGAAAUCCGAGCCUUCGCCCUCUUGAAUGCUGUCAACCGCUUGAGCAAACUCACCGAGCGAACAUGCAAUGUGUCGUGGCCAUCAGCUAUUUUCGAAGAGAUGAAUAUGCAUUACCAGAAACUCAAAGCCAUUGCCCGGCGCUCUGAAACUCAAUUAUGGAACGAACGAAAUCUUUACAGGGAAGGUGUGACAAUAGUCGAAUCAUCCAUGACUUGAAACACGAAUAAUAAUCUCGAAAAUCUUCGUAAUCUCCGUCCAAAAUAUCACAACGUAUCUUAACAAAAUUAGCCUCACUAACCUAAAUGCACAAUGUUCGUGACAGUGGACUCAUUAUAACGUCUGACCAAGUAAUGUACCUUUAUUAAUGGCUCUAACGAUUCAACUAUCCUUUUUGUAUUUUUCUUUUUUAAAUGUAACCACUCGUUAUCAAUCAAAGUUCGUUCCAAACUA
Messenger RNA from Daphnia pulicaria, 1169 nucleotides. RefSeq names its product transmembrane protein 98-like. The transcript has 5 exons. Lineage: Eukaryota; Metazoa; Arthropoda; Branchiopoda; Diplostraca; Daphniidae. The coding region runs from base 213 to 935 and encodes 240 amino acids. Gene Ontology annotation, cellular component: endoplasmic reticulum. The record is from RefSeq and is a predicted model, not a curated record.